GCAAGCGGUUCGUAUUCGUGAAGUUCGCAUCUGUAUCUGAAACUGAGUCUGAACGGCAAACACAAGACAAACGAUGCGCGUGCGCCGUGUGAAUUUCGCCAAGUUUUGAAAUAGCCAAGAUAUUUUCUGAGUGAUGUGCCUAUAAACUAAGUGCAAUUGCCCAGACAAAGCAAUCAAAGACCCCCAAAAAAACUUGCCAAUUGAAACACAUUUGGAUUAGUUUCACGACAAGCAAAUAAACAACACAAACACUAACAAUAUGGUGCGAAGUUUGGCCCAGUGGACGAAGACGCUGAGCUUUCCCUCGCGUCUCUCGCCCAAUCGCAACUCCAAGGACUGCUCCACUUUGGCCAGUCCCGUGCCGCCACCCACUCCGCCCCGGAACAAGACGACCAACGGCAGUGGAAACUGCGCCACAUCGCGCUCCUCCUCGUCGACGGUGUCCUCAUCGCACUCGUCCUCACACAGUUCACCCACUCCUGGCAACAACAACAACAACAUGCCCAUCACGGAACUGGAACAGAUUAUCUAUCCCGGUCCCGAUCCGAAACACAUCAUGGGCUCGCUGGUGUUCUGCAUUCACCACAAGCAGGGCUGCAAGUGGUCCGAUGAACUGCGAAAGCUGAAGGGACAUCUCAACGCCUGUAAGCACGACGCCACCCAGUGUCCCAACAAGUGCGGUGCCCAGAUUCCCCGGAUCAUGAUGACCGAUCACCUCCAGUACACCUGCACGAUGAGGCGUACCCGCUGCGAGUUCUGCCAGAGCGAAUUCUCCGGAGCUGGUUUGGAGGAGCACAACGGAAGCUGCGGCCAGGAGCCGGUUUACUGCGAAGCAAAGUGCGGUCAGCGGAUCCUGCGCGGCAGGAUGACCCUUCACAAGUCCAAGGACUGCGCCAAGCGGCUCCGUCGCUGUGCCCACUGCCAGCGGGAGUUCUCGGCAGACACACUGCCCCUGCAUGCGGCCCAGUGCCCACGAGCUCCGUUGGCCUGCCCCCAAAGAUGCGAUGCUGGUCCGAUUCCCCGCGGUGAGCUGGAGGCUCAUCUGCGUGAUGAAUGCCAGUCGCUGGCCGUGUCCUGCAGCUUCAAGGAGGCGGGAUGCCGCUUCAAGGGUCCCCGCCAGAUGCUGGAGGCCCAUCUGGAGAGCAACGCCGCCGUUCAUCUGUCGCUGAUGGUGGCCCUCAGCUCGCGGCAGGGUCAACAGAUCCAGAUGCUUAAGUCGGCGGUGUCCAAGCUGUCCAUCAACUACACAGGUACUCUGUUGUGGAAGAUCACCGACUGGUCGGCUAAAAUGACAGAGGCGAGGGGCAAGGAUGGCCUGGAGCUGGUCUCACCCCCCUUCUACACCUCCCAGUAUGGUUACAAGCUGCAGGCGUCGAUGUUCCUCAAUGGCAAUGGUCCUGGGGAGAACACGCACGUCUCCGUCUACAUAAAGGUCCUGCCGGGAGAGUACGAUGCUCUGCUUAAGUGGCCAUUCUCGCACUCCAUCACCUUCACGCUGUUCGAACAGGGCGCCCAAAGUGGCCAGGGAGGCGUGGCGGAAUCCUUUGUGCCGGAUCCCACCUGGGAGAACUUCCAGCGGCCGUCCAACGAACCAGAUCAGCUUGGAUUCGGCUUCCCGCGCUUCAUCUCCCACGAACUGCUGCACAGCCGACCCUUCAUCAAGGGGGAUACCGUGUUCCUGCGCGUGAAAGUGGAUCCCAGCAAGAUAGUGGCCGUCUAAGGACCACCAUUAGUAGCGUAGACAUUUACUCGACUUGUGUAAAUACUGUGUAUUUAAAUGUAUGAGUAAAUCCCCUAGCCUAGCGUAGUCUAGCCUGUUCAGUCUCAGCGGCAGCUUCGGGCGAUGUUAGCCGGCAGGCGCUAACUGGCCUUGGAAUGCCGACCGCUGGGCCACUGCGUCAUAGUCAUAUUCGAUUCGUUUAGGUUUUUGCAGUGCUGGAAUUAAACCAAAGCAUAAUUACGCAUAGAAAUACAUUGAGAGCUCAUCCAAUUCAUCCAUUAAAGUACGCCUAAGUUUGUGUCUUAAGUCUUUUGUUUAGAGAUUUGUAUUAUUGCGCGCGAUGCGAUCACUUUCAAAAGAUCUUCAAACUAGACCAUACGCUCAAAAUCACUUAGACCAUAAGUUGCAUGUAAAUAGUGUUAAAUUCGGAGCAGCCGCAGCGACCGCAAACCUAGUUUUAGUUGUAGCACGUAGUUAGUUGCCUAAGCGAACGCAUAAGUCAUUAGUACCAUGAACGCGAACAUAAACAUGAGAAUCCAACUUUCAGCAUAGUCAAAUAAGUUUAUGGUUUAUGUUUAAAGCUAAGA
Molecule: messenger RNA, 2307 nt
Organism: Drosophila teissieri
Lineage: Eukaryota; Metazoa; Arthropoda; Insecta; Diptera; Drosophilidae
Gene: Traf4
Product: TNF receptor-associated factor 4
Exons: 2
Coding region: 260-1720 (486 amino acids)
Biological process (GO): tumor necrosis factor-mediated signaling pathway; regulation of canonical NF-kappaB signal transduction; regulation of apoptotic process
Cellular component (GO): plasma membrane signaling receptor complex
Molecular function (GO): zinc ion binding; protein binding
Source: RefSeq, a predicted model, not a curated record